Molecule: messenger RNA, 2437 nt
Organism: Trichoplusia ni (cabbage looper)
Lineage: Eukaryota; Metazoa; Arthropoda; Insecta; Lepidoptera; Noctuidae
Gene: CAH1
Product: carbonic anhydrase 1
Exons: 5
Coding region: 251-1051 (266 amino acids)
Cellular component (GO): cytoplasm
Molecular function (GO): carbonate dehydratase activity; zinc ion binding
Source: RefSeq, a predicted model, not a curated record
GCGUGCCAGUGCCUCCCGUCCCGCGACAUCGCGCGCCAGACCCGCGCCCGCGCCCGCCGCCGCUCAGCGUCGCACCGACGGCCUUUCUAUAAAGACAACUCGCCGCGAACACUCGCACGCAGUCACGACCCAACCACGUUCACUCGUGCACUCCGCUGACACGCGACAUACACAAGCCCGCGAAACACUUUACCCACAACUCGCCUCAAGGAAGGAAGUAAUCAUCACCAGUGAUAACAUCUCAGCAGCGAUGGCAGAAAACGACUGGGGCUACAGCUGUGAGAACGGUCCAGCUACUUGGACGGAGAAGUUCCCGGAAGCUCGCGGGGCCCGCCAGAGUCCGGUAGACAUUGACACAUCGCGCGCCAGCAGCGGGGGCAGCGCGCCGCCUCUCAAGUGGCGGUACUCCGUCAACCAUCCCCGCUCCGUCGUCAACCCCGGCUACUGCUGGCGCGUCGACGAGAACGGAUAUGACUCCGAGCUGCGAGGCGGUCCCCUCGGGUCUGACGUGUACAAGCUGCAGCAGUGGCACUGCCACUGGGGCGCGGUCAACGGCGAGGGCUCAGAGCAUACCGUGGACGGACGCUCGUUCUCCGGAGAACUACACCUGGUGCACUGGAACACCACCAAGUACAACAGCUUCUCCGAGGCCGCCGGACAACCCGAUGGCCUGGCUGUUCUUGGAGUCCUUUUAAUGUGCGGUAAGAAACAUGAUGAGCUGGAUAAAGUCAUUCGGUUGCUACCGUUCAUUCAGCACAAGAACGACAAGGUGACGUUGUCAGACUCGCUGGACCCGGUGAAGCUGCUGCCGCCACACAACGCGUACUGGACGUACCCGGGCUCGCUCACCACCCCGCCCUGCACAGAGUCCGUCACAUGGAUCCUCUUCAAGGAACCUGUACAAGUUUCCGCUGAUCAACUGGCUUCGAUGCGGAAACUAAAGUGCGGUGAGGCGUCAUGCGGAGUGGAGGCCAUGGAGGUCCUCCACAACUACAGGCCGACGCUACCGCUCGGCAACCGCGAGCUGCGCGACUACAGCCACGGCAACUAACAGCGGCGACACGCGGCCUCUCCUGCAUCACAAGUGAUGUGCUACCACAGGCGGUAUCAGACACAACCAGACACUGAGGUGCGGAUUGCGCAGUCACUCUUCCAAGUAGCGCACCAGCGGUUCUGUUCGCAUUCCGGCUAGCUAACCUAACGGGUGGCACGUGGGCCAAGCCUACGUAAUCCGUAUAAAUGGUGCCUAAACAUUGUAGUACCUACCUACCUAUGUUCCGUAUAAAACGAAUCUCGUCAUACUUAAGUAUGAAGUGCCUAGUUAUAGUUCUAAAGAUAUAUAUAUCCCAAAUACGUAGGUUUCGUAGUCUCGUUUGAAUAUAAACAUAAAUUGCUAGACUAGUGUUUCAAUCAUCAGAGAGAUUUGUUGCGUCGUUCGUCAUACUUGGUUAAACAUUUAAACAUAUUUGCAUUUAUCAUGUUAAUCAAGGUAUAGUAAGUAGAUAAACAUAUGGGACUGGAGAUGAAUGUUCAUGUUUAUGUGGUCGUAGCUUAUGUAGAGAAAACAAUCAAGUGCCUCUACUUCUGCAAAUUAAAUGUUAUUUGUAUUGAAGUUUAUAUUAAAUUAGAUAUGAAACAUUUAAAUCUAAUUUUCACGGGCCAUAUAAUGCAAGCCCUCUAACGAAUAUAUUUUACUAUGUAUGAAAUUCAUACGAAUAAUUAUACAUUAUUAUUAUAAAGUAUGUACAUAAUAAGUUUUGUAUGGUUAUAAUUUACAUACAAUAAUAUCCCGCGGCUAUGCCUGAUCGUAUACCUACUCACAGACUAUUGUUACUCGAAUAAACAAAAGCAAUUGUACCUUUGAUGAACAAUUUAUUAGAUACAUUAAUCAUUUAACACAUUGUAUUUGGAUUGAGGAAGGCGAUGACUCUAAAUAACAAUUAGUUCUGUACUUAAUAUUCUUAAGAGAAAACAUUUGGCUACUAUUAUAAAAUAACCGACUUAUGUUUUCUGAAAUCAUAAAAUAACCCAGUACAAUAACAUCUAUGAUUGUAAAGAAAUACCAAUUGUUUUUGUUAUAGCUUGUAGGUACUAACGGUCUAAGCAACAUUACAAUUUAUGUUAGAUCACUGAUCUCUAUCUUUUGACUAUGGCAGCAUCAGGGUGUUCAGUGAGAUCGUGCUGGGAUAACGUCACUUGAAACAUCUCAGUUUUAUUAUAGUCGACUGAAGUCAAACCAGUGUCUUGACUGAACAACUUACAUAAUACGUAAUAAGUUAAGUAUUGUAUGUACCUUAAAACAAGAGUGCCUCAAAUGUAUGCCCACGUCAUAGUUAUGUUAACUGGGACGGCAUACGAUAAAUUUUAAUGUAAUUUAUGUUAAGGUAAGGUUGAUGAAGCUUAAAGCAAUGUACACAAUAAACAUAAUUUUAGAUAA